AACGAGGUAACUUGUGUCGUGAGAUAAUUUAGAAUCCCCCCUUAACACGACUAACCCUGUCUUAUUCUCGAAAGAUUUUUCAUUUUAACAUCUAUGCCACGACAUAUUUUCUAUUGUCGUUCUUUCCGCUGAUUGUUGAUUAUCGAAAGAUAUUACCAUUGCUCAUAGUGAAAUAUCUCUAUAUCAGCUUUGUGAGUUCCUCAGUGAUAUUGUAAACACACGGUAGGGAGCCCGUUCCAAGGAACAUGAAUCCAAAAAUUCAUUCGUCUUUUUACUCGGAGCGUCGCAACAUUCAGCGCCGUCAUAGCUGUUGUACGUUAACGUUAUACAUUACGCUGAUGUGCAUUAGAAGAAAGCUAAUGGAAUGAGCAAAUUCUAUGUUUACGUGUUUUAGGAUUGAAAAGAUGUCGCCGUGAUGUUACAUCGAAGCGCGUCGUCGCGACGCCGCCGGGCGUCACGAAGUGUUGCAAACUCGAGUCAUCCUGUUUCAUCUCCUACGAGCAGAGGACGUCGAGCAAGCGUUGCCACGGAAAAGCCUGAUCUUUUGACUCAGAUCAGUCCUUACAGCACGAUGGAAAGACAGAAAUCGCCGAGAGGAAGCGUCGUACCGAAUAUAGCACUCGAUGUUGAAAAUGAUUUGCCGGAAGAGGGCAGCGGUCGAAGGAUUUUACCAGAUCUGGAUUAUGGUGGAUCUCGCAACAAUUUAACAGCAGACAUUGCUCGAAGUCCACGUAACUCCUUGAUACCUGAGGAUUACUGUAGAAGUCCUCGUGGUUCUUUGAUACCCGAUUCUGGUCGAAGUCCACGCAACAGUCUGGUACCGGACAUAAGUAGAUCAGCGCGAAACAGUUUGACCCCGGACGCUCCUCAUAGUUCAAGACAUUCAUUGGUCCCCGACGUGGCUUACAAUCGCAGUCCACGAAAUAGUCUGAUACCUCUCGGUGGUUCAAGGACAUCUCUAAUGGCAGAAAAUGGAAAUAUAACGGGGAACCGUAGUCCCAGACACUCUUUGAUACCAGACUCGGGUAGAAGUCCACGCGGGAGCGUAGCAAAUCUGGAAUUUGAUCGUAGUCCACGUGGUUCUAUUUGUCCUGAAAUAGUUAGGACUGGAAGAACGGGUGCGACGACGCCGUUAGAAAUCGAUAGAAGUCCACGAGGAUCCUUAAGUUCCGAAUGCGCGAAUCAGAGUCCACGAGGUUCGAUAGCACCGGAUCCUAAUCGUUCUCCAAGGGGUUCAAUCGCGCCGGAUCCGAAUCGUUCUCCGAGAGGGUCUAUUUGUCCCGAGGGAAAUCGCAGUCCACGUGGUUCAAUAGUUACCCACGAACAAGCAAAUAGAUCUCCUCGUGGCAGCAUUGUCGUUAACGAUUUGGAAAGGCAUUGCAGAGGUAUCGCUGGUCACAACGACGAGGAGAACAGAAGUCCCAGGGGAAGUAUAGCUCCGGAGAGUAUCGACAGAAGUCCCAGGGGUAGCCUCGGUGGAGGACUGGAUAGAAGAAUUACCAAAAGCAAUUUGACAUUGCAGGAUCCGAGAAGAGCUUCCGCCGAUCAAGGAACUGUGAGAAGCCGUAGUUCCUCGCCCUAUCGUCAAAAGGAUAUGAAUUCUAGUAACGUAAGAUCAGCAGGGAAUGGAGCUCAAAUUAAUCUCGCACACGGUGGGAAUUCUUGGACGGAAUCCAGACGAGCAAGUAGUUCCGUUUCUCAGUUUUCAGGCGAUGAGUCGCGUCGAUUGUGCGCCGGAAUUAUCAAAAUACCAGAGAAGGGCACUUUGGAAACCGCAAACCUCGGAGUGGCGACCUACGGUUCCGUGGUCUUUCAACUGAAGGACGCCCAUCUCGAGGCCAACGGCACGUGCGACUUCGUUUUCCGUGCUCUGAGGGUCAUUAGCAAGACAAUGAUAGUUACCAUAUGUCUUGUGGUCCUUUCUACUAUGCCUAUUCUGAUGUUUAUUCUAGGUAUACAAUUCAUCAAAGACUGCCCGAGGGAACCACACAUUCCUCUCUACAUGUUGGUCGGUGGUAUUUUGGGCACCAUUAGAAUGUUUUGGUCACUUUACUCUCAAAUACGUUCCAGAAGACCAGAAGCUCUUACCGUUCCUAAUACCAGAUCUUAUGUUUCACCCACGAAGUUGAUUUCGAUAGCUCUCUCGUGCUUCCUCGUCGGUUGGUUUGCUUUAGGAAAUUAUUGGAUACUCAGCAUCGAAUGGCCGGAAUAUGCACCAAUGCUUUAUGAUCCCGACCGAUGGUGCCACAAAACGCUCUACAUAUUCUCUCUGGUUCAUCUCUGCAUUGUUUACGUGGCAAUAGCGGCGAGUCUUUUGCUCUCUCUUGGCCUAGCAUUUUGUAGAAUUUGUGCGUGUCCUUGGCCCGAAAGAUACAAAUAACCACGGCGUUCUAUUCGAUCGCCAGACAUUCGAGAGAAGUCAACGGCCAGUAAGAGAUAUCAAGAUAGAGAUUUGCUCGGAGGAAAAAUGCUUAAAGUGGUGGAGGUAGAGGAAGACGAAGAGGAAGAGGGCUCAAACGAGCAAGGUAAUGAGGUCGUCCAGAAGUAUAGUAGUAAAGUACAGUUUCGUGCGCCUGAUAUCAUAGAGUUGUAAGGUACUAGGAAAAUGGGCGGAAGAUAAAUCGACUCCUUCCUGGUCGAUCUUAACGAGUUGGGCGGGGGACGGGGGAGGGCGUGGGCAGUAAGGGAGAGAUGGGACAAAAGAAGAAAAAAAAGUAGUACCUUGCUCGUUGAAUUUCAAACUAUCGGUCAAACUAGUAAAAAUAAAGUUCGCUCUUUAUCAAGAAAAGAAAAAAAAAAAAGGAAAAAAAGAAAAAAGAAAAAAAGAAAAAAAAAGAAGAUCAUUGCUGCUUCGUAAAAAGUAUAUAACGAGUAUAAUAAGCGAUCUUUCGAUAAACUUUCGAAUUCAUUGUACGUAGAUCGUACGUGAUAAUUUUCGAGUAAUCGUACGAUAUUAAUUGUGAAAACUUAGAGAAAGAAGAAAUAUACGAUGAGAUGGUAUAACGGAUAAAGAGGAGACGAACGAAGAGGCUUGCGCAGGUAACGUAUCGUUAAGUAGAAAAGAUCCAUUAUAUCCGGACUGUUUUAACGCUUUAAUUAAAGAUAGAAAACAAGUGAUCCGUUUACCCGACGAACCAGCUGCGCAAGCUUUAUUAAAAGACGGACAAAGCAAUGAAAAUUUUCCUUUCGAAAUUCCUCGUGGAAUUGGCCAAAAUUAUGAUCGCAAAAUAAAGAGAGAGAGAAGCUUAAAGUUGAAGGAUCGAUAAGUGUCAACAGGCCAUGCAUUUGUCCAUUCUGUAUCUAGUCGGUGGAGAAUGGAUUUUCGUAAAAAACGAAAUCGUUUUUACGAUAGUAACAAAUGUUCCUCUUUUUCUUCUUUCAAUCGAUGCGUGUUGAACACGCAAUGUUCGAUGGACCAAUACAAAACAAAAACAAAAAAAAAACAAAAGAAACAAGAAAAGAAGUACGAAGCACGUAACAACUAACGCAAGAAAAUUCCCGAUCUCGUUCAAUCCUUACAAAUUUUCCUUUACGCCCGUGAUAUAUAACAUUUUCUAUGAGAACAUUGGUUGAAUCGAGUACGGUAUAAUUCGUUACUUGAUUUAUUGAAAAGAUCCUUUCGAAGACGGAAAAAUUCGAACGUUGCAAUUUAGAUAUCACGAACUGAAACGGUUACGAUCGUUCCUUCGAAAUUUGAUUUCAACUUUUCAACGCGAUAUUCGUAUCUUUCUUUAACAUCGGACAAGCAUCGAUCGUUUCCGUCGUUGCGUCGUGGAUGUAAGUGCGAUAGGAAUAUAGUUUCUCGAUUUCUCUUGGCAACCAUCGAAGGUCGUAAGUAAGUGAAACUAUUUGAGCACAUACAUACGUGCUCGAUUCAACUUUUAAGAAAAGUGAGAAAGAAGGAAAGGAAAUCAAGCAAUGAACGUCUUUAUUUUUCUACGACUUUCUAAGGUCCCUGUGGAAAAGAUGGAGACUCAUUUUUUCUUCUUUCUUUUUCCUUAUUUCUCUGUGCGUUUAUAUGUUUCUCUCUCUCUCUCUCUCUCUCUCUCUCUCUCUCUUUCUCUUUUUCUCUUUCUUUCUCUUUUUCUUUCUCGCAUGGACGAAAUUAAAGUAUCAACGUAAGUGAUAACCCAUAUACAUAUAUCUAAGUUUUAUAUCUGUCAUCAAACGCAGAUAUAUUUUGAUUUAUGAAAGUCGAAAGAAUAGGUAAUUAUGCACGUAUAUAUAUAUAUAUAUAUAUAUAUAUAUAUAUAUAUAUA
Vespa mandarinia (Asian giant hornet) is the source of this 4259-nucleotide messenger RNA. RefSeq lists its product as uncharacterized. NCBI's taxonomy places the organism in Eukaryota, Metazoa, Arthropoda, Insecta, Hymenoptera, Vespidae. The record is from RefSeq and is a predicted model, not a curated record.